AUCGAUAGGUGGCACUGUUUUUCCCAUCUCUAGCCAAGAAAAAGCCGUCAAAUCAUCCUCUGCUCACAUUUAAACUAACAUUUGCUUUUUGUAUUUAAAUUCCAAUUAAAUCUCCAAUAUGAGUACUAUUGGCACCGGUUACGACUUGUCGGCCUCACAAUUCUCGCCGGACGGUCGGGUCUUCCAGAUCGACUAUGCAUCCAAGGCGGUGGAGAAGAGUGGCACUGUGAUCGGUUUGCGAGGCAAAGACUGCGUGGUACUAGCUGUGGAGAAGAUUAUCUUCAGCAAGUUGUACGAGGAGGACGCAGCCGGACGCAUUUUCACCAUUGAAAAGAAUAUUGGAAUGGCUGUAGCGGGUCUGGUGGCCGAUGGAAAUUAUGUGGCGGACAUUGCUCGCCAGGAAGCGGCCAACUUUCGGCAGCAGUUCGAGCAUGCCAUCCCGCUAAAGCACCUCUGUGAACGGGUUGCUGGGUACGUUCAUGCCUACACUCUGUACAGUGCCGUCCGACCAUUCGGACUUUCAAUCAUAUUUGCCUCUUGGGAUGAGGUGGAAGGCCCCCAGCUUUACAAAAUUGAGCCCUCCGGUUCCUCCUUUGGCUACUAUGCUUGCGCCAGUGGAAAAGCAAAGCAACAGGCCAAGACAGAGAUGGAGAAGUUAAAGCCCAACAUGGAAACGGAAGAGCUUAUAAAAAGUGCGGGUGAAAUCAUCUACAAGGUCCAUGACGAUCUGAAGGACAAGGACUUCCGAUUUGAAAUGGGUCUUGUGGGCAGGGAUACAAAUGGCCUGCAUCGCAUUAAUCCUGCCGAUUAUACCGAGAUGGCGAGGAAUGCUGGAGAUGCCGCCAGAAAGGAAGACGACAGCGAUAAUGAGACUCAUUAAUCAAUUCUGGCAGUGAAUCUAAUUCUGGGCCUAAACAUAUUACAUUAAUUUUAUAUUCCCGUAAAGCGCAAAAUGUAUGCAGAGAUCUGGUUUGAAA
Molecule: messenger RNA, 977 nt
Organism: Drosophila bipectinata
Lineage: Eukaryota; Metazoa; Arthropoda; Insecta; Diptera; Drosophilidae
Gene: Prosalpha7
Product: proteasome alpha7 subunit
Biological process (GO): ubiquitin-dependent protein catabolic process; proteasomal protein catabolic process
Cellular component (GO): nucleus; proteasome core complex; proteasome core complex, alpha-subunit complex
Source: RefSeq, a predicted model, not a curated record